Molecule: messenger RNA, 5403 nt
Organism: Aricia agestis (brown argus)
Lineage: Eukaryota; Metazoa; Arthropoda; Insecta; Lepidoptera; Lycaenidae
Exons: 2
Coding region: 1-5403 (1800 amino acids)
Molecular function (GO): nucleic acid binding; catalytic activity; zinc ion binding
Source: RefSeq, a predicted model, not a curated record
AUGGAUAGUUGCAACGUGAAAAAUAUUCCCCGGGCGGGUACCAACCUAGUUGGAGAAUCCCGCACCCCCUCAGAGGAGGGGGUCUGGCCCACGUAUACGGGGGGCGCCACCGCUGCAAUAGAGGAGAGGAGGAGAGAGACGAACGAUGACUUUGGCACGAUAUUGGUUACUGAUAAGCACGACGGAAUGGCUGCAAUGUUAACGGCUAGCGAAGGGGAAGGCUCCAGGCACACGACCCGAACACCGGUUGUGCAGCUGGAGCGAAUACCGGAUCUGAAAAAUGGAUCGCGGGUGACAACGCCCGUGUCCGAUUUGGCUUUGACCACAGCGAGUGAGGGAGAGUGUGGAUCGCGUGCGAUUACGCCUGUGUCCACUGGUUUGUUUUAUAAACCCGGAAGUGGAAGUGACGAGAGCGGUAGUGAGUCUGCUGCCUCUCAGAACAAGGAUGAAACAAGGGACCGCUUUCGACGCAAGAGGCGCGGUAGCGAGUUGGAGGACAGUCCGGAGAAGGACAAAGGAGCGAUCACGAAGACCUCCUCAAAACGUGGCAGAGGGAGACCACCGACCACCGGGAAGUACAUCGGUUGGGCCAAGGCCAAAAAGGACCUCAAUGACGAGCAGGUCAGAGCCAUGGAGGUUGAAGUUGAGCGUGACAUAUUUGAGUCGGCUAAGAGGAUUCCGCUGCAACGGUUGCACCGGCUGUCGGAAUCCUCUGAAAACUCGGACAAGACUUUAGCAGUGGACAGGGAAGCGACGGCGGCCUCGGUAGGAGCGGUGGUCUCCGAGAGCUUAGUGGCCAUCACAAACGUUGCCAAGAAGUCAAAGAACCUCAAAGGGACUUCUGUCGCGGCUCUAAAUAAGGCAACUCAGGCAUUACAGGAGGCGUUCGCGGUCAUCAUCAAUCGAACGGCGUCAGACGAAAGAAGAGCUCUGGAGGCGGCAAACGCGCGCCUCUCCAAGGAGCUCGCUGGCAUGAAGAUGGAGCUGGAGGCGGUAAAGCGCAAACUUGCUGAUGCCCUACCACAACCCGCUCCCGUCAGCAAGGGGCUGGAUGUGGAAGAGCUCCUACAGCGAGCGGUGCGCGAGGCGGUCGCUGUGACCAGUGCCCGGAUUGACGCGCGGAUAGAGGGGCUCGAGGCCCGCCUCUUACCGGAGCCACGGAUGAGGCCUCCUUUAGCUACAGAUCGGAAGCGCGACGAAGCCCGAGAUGCAACACCAUCAGCGUCGAAGGCAAAAGAGAAGACUCCUGAGCCGGAGCCCGCGGUGUCGACUCUGUCGCCUCCGCUCAAUCCCGGACCGGCUCUGAAACAAAAGAAAAAGAGAGUCAAAAAGUCGGCCGCAGCCAUAGAAGCGGCAGCCGCUAGAUGUGACAAUGCCCCAACUAUGACUGCGAAGGGACCAAAUCCGAUCGAACAAUGGUCGGAAGUGGUCAAGCGAGGUGAAAAGGCACGGAAAAAGGAAGGAAGGAGGGAAGUGCCAAAGAAGAAAAGAAAGAAGAAGAAAGGAAGCCUCCGCGCUCCCAAAUCUGCGGCGGUGGUAAUUACACUGCAGCCAGAGGCAGAAAAGAGAGGCGUGACGUAUAAGGACGUCAUGGAGAGGGCUAAGCAACAUCUUGAUCUGGUUGCUCUUGAGAUCCCUCAUCUCAAGUUUAAGCGGGCCGUUACCGGGGCUCGCAUGUACGAGAUACCCGGGACGGCCAGCAAAGAAAAGGCCGAUACUCUUGCGGGCAAGCUGAAGGAGGCCCUCGGGGAGACGGAUGUCCGCAUUUCUCGGCCGCAAAAGUGCGCCGAGCUGCGGAUAACAGGCCUGGACGACUCCGCCUCUGCGGCAGAAAUCGCCGCGGCCGUCGCAAGAUGCGGUGGCUGCGCGGUCGACGACGUUAAGGUUGGCGAAAUCCGGGUAGACCGGAGUGGACGCGGCGCGGCCUGGGUAAGGUGCCCGGUCGAGGCCGCCAAAUCAGUGACAGCACCGAACGCCAAACUUUAUGUCGGAUGGACCGUGGUGCGCGUGACACUCUUGUCGGCGCGCAUCAUGAGGUGUUACCGGUGCCACGAAGCAGGACAUACGCGGGCGACGUGCCCCUCUGAGACAGACCGCGGUGACCUCUGUUUCCGCUGUGGCCAGGCUGGCCACGCAAUCAAGGAGUGCGGAAACCCUCCCCACUGCGCGGUGUGCGCGGCUAAUGGGAGGAAGGCGGACCAUAUCGUGGGGAGCAAACCCUGCAAGAUACCGCAGAAGACUGGAAAGGGCUCCAAAAAGAGUCAGCCACCCAAGGCUGCCACACCAUCUACGGGGAACCUGAACCACAGCGCUCAGGCGCAAGAUCUGUGGUCUCAGGAGGUACUGAAGAGGUCGAUCGACGUCGGUGUGAUCGCCGAGCCGUACCGGAUCCUCCCUAGGGGUGACUGGUUGGGCGACGCGGACUCGACGGUGGCUUUGGUCUUCGGUCCCAAAAUCGUGCCUCCAUCUUCCAGGAGCACGACUCGGGGCCACGGCUUCGUCGUCGCGGACUUGGGAGCCCUCACCGUUGUGGGGGUUUACUUUUCCCCGAACAGACCCAUCGCCGAGUUCGGGGCGUUCCUCCUCCGGCUCACCACCUUUGUGAGCGGAGCAGCCAAUCCCGUGGUCGUUGCCGGAGACUUCAACGCGAAGUCCACGCGUUGGGGCUCCCCGGCCACGGACACGAGAGGCAGAGCCAUGGCGGACUGGCUGGCAACUACGGGCCUGGUCGUGGCCAACAGAGGCGCCGUUAGCACGUGCGUCCGGUGGCAGGGGGAAUCGAUUGUGGACCUGACAUUAGUGAGCCCAUCAAUCGCUCGCCGAAUGAGUGGCUGGAGAGUCCUCGAGGAGGUCGAGACCCUCUCGGACCACCUCUACAUAGGCUUUGACAUUGCCUCCACUUCGGAAGCUGGUCACCGAAUUCCACCUGGCGGCGGCCCAAGGUGGUCCCUGAGAGGUCUGGAUCGAGACCUUCUCGAGGAGGCGGCGAUCGUUGCGUCGAUGUCCCCCCUCCCAUCGGAAGACGUCGAGGAAUGCGCGGAGUGGCUGAACGAGGCGGCUCGCAACAUUUGCGACGCCUCGAUGCCCCGUGCUGGACCAGUCGUGCCUCGGCGGCAGACCUACUGGUGGCGACCGGAGCUAAAACAACUCCGGCUAGAGUGUGUGGCUGCCCGCCGGCGAUUCCAGCGAUAUCGCCGGCGGCGAAACAGGGUGGAGGCCGAAGAAGAGGCUAUCCAUGAUGGCUACCGUUCAGCGCGUCAUGCUCUGCGUGAGGCGAUAAAGGUAGCGAAGAAGGAGGCAUGGGAGGAGUUCCUGAACACCCUGGAACAGGACCCGUGGGGCAAGCCGUACAAAUGGGUGAGGCAAAAGCUUCGCCCAGCUGCCCCACCGCUGACCCAGCACAUGGAGCCGGACCUUCGUCGCUCCGUACUUUCGGCCCUAUUUCCAUCCAGGGCCGAGUGGUCCCCACCAUCUAUGCGACCACCUAGUGCGGAGUCUGACGACGAAGAGGAAGAUGUGCCACCCGUGACGCCUGAAGAGCUGGCAGCAGCCGUGCACAAGAUGAGCCUCAAAAACCGAGCUCCUGGAUUGGACGGGGUCCCCGGUCGCGUCUGGGUGCUGGCCAUAAAGCACUUGGAGGCGCAGGUGCUCGAGGUGUUCACCAAAUGCCUGGUGCAGGGCCGAGUGCCGCGUCGUUGGAAGUCGGGCAAGCUGGUGUUGCUACGAAAAGACGGACGACCGGAGGACCAGCCGUCGGCCUACCGCCCUAUCGUCCUUAUCGACGAGAUCUGUAAGACCCUGGAGAGGGUGAUCGCGGGGCGCCUCAACCGCCACCUGGAAGGCGCCGGCCCGAACUUGAGCGACGCUCAGUUCGGGUUCAGAUCUCGUCGCUCGACGAUAGACGCGGUAGCGCGUGUGCGGCAGAUUUCGGAGGAGGAAAUCUCUCGGGGUGGGGUGGUGUUGGUUGUCUCGUUGGACAUCACCAAUGCGUUCAACACCCUGCCCUGGGAGACCAUAAAAGAGGGACUACGGUACCAUCGAGCGCCAAGAUAUUUGCGUCGUACCAUCAGCAACUAUCUAUCGGAGCGCUCGGUGGAGUACCCCACCGAAGAAGGCUGGGAGGACCUGGAGGUGGACUGUGGCGUCCCGCAGGGUUCGUCUCUCGGUCCGGGCCUAUGGGAUAUAGGCUACGACUACGUGCUCCGCGGCGCCAAUCUUCCGGGCGUGGAGCUCGUUGCAUACGCGGACGACACAGCGGUCGUCUGCCGCGCCAAGUCCCAUCGAGAGGCGAAAAUCCUGGCAACGGCAGCAGUCGCUCAGGUCGUGAGGAGGAUCCAGGCUCUGGGUCUGACGGUGGCGUUGAACAAGUCGGAGGCCCUCUUGUUCCACGGGCCCAGAAACGCGCCGCCGCCGGACUUGGAAGUCAUAGUGAGUGGAACGAGAAUAAAGAUAGCGCCUACAAUGACCUACCUUGGUCUGGUCCUCGAUAGCCGGUGGUCAUUCAAGGAACACUUCCGCCGGCUAUCCGAGAAAGUAAAGAAGUCUGCGGGUGCCCUUGCCUCGCUGCUCCCGAAUCUCGGGGGCCCGAGUUUGGCUUGUCGGCGCCUCUACAUGGGCGUUGUCCGUUCCAUGGCAAUGUAUGGGGCGCCGAUAUGGGCAGAAAACCUGCUACCGGAGAAUAGGCUGGCCCUGGGGCGGCUGCAGCGAGUGAUGGCGACACGCGCGAUUCGCGGGUACCGCACAAUCUCCCGGGACGCGGCGUGCCUCCUCGCUGGCAGUGUCCCAUGGGACCUCGACGCUCUUGCCCUCGCCGAUGUGUACUGGCGUGGCGCUGAAGUCCGCGCGGGGGGCAGCAACCCCCUUCCGGACGCCGUCCGUCGGUGGAGGGAUCGGGCCAGGGAAGUGACAAUUGAGCUCUGGGAGGAACGGCUCCUGGAGCCUCAAGUAAGCGUGGCACUGGUGCUGGCCAUGAGACCAGUACUGAGCGAGUGGUUGACCAGAAAGCACGGCGCGCUCUCGUUCCGACUCACGCAGGUGCUGACCGGACACGGCUGCUUCGGCCGUUACCUGUGUGAGAUCGCGAACCGAGAAGAGAGUACGCGCUGUCACCACUGUGACUGUGACAGGGACACGGCGGAACACACCGUUUCUGCCUGUCCCUCCUGGACUGGACAACGGGCGGCCCUCACGGCCGCCAUUGGAUUUGACCUUUCGCUGCCCGCAUUGGUUCGCGCCAUGGUGGGCAGUGAACCUGGAUGGACAGCGGUGCAGGACUUCUGCGAAGAUGUCAUCGCCGCGAAGGAGGAGGCCGAGCGUAUGAGAGAGCUGGAGGCGCUCGACCCCCGCCGAAGAAGACGGCCGAGGCGACGACAGGUCAUUGGUAAUGACCACUUGCCGCCUUAG